Messenger RNA from Mugil cephalus (flathead mullet), 4566 nucleotides. It is a transcript of the gene ets1, whose product is annotated as v-ets avian erythroblastosis virus E26 oncogene homolog 1. Gene Ontology annotation, biological process: regulation of transcription by RNA polymerase II; cell differentiation. Gene Ontology annotation, cellular component: nucleus. The record is from RefSeq and is a predicted model, not a curated record. The transcript has 8 exons. Bases 294 to 1601 code for a protein of 435 amino acids. Lineage: Eukaryota; Metazoa; Chordata; Actinopteri; Mugiliformes; Mugilidae. Gene Ontology annotation, molecular function: sequence-specific DNA binding; DNA-binding transcription factor activity, RNA polymerase II-specific.
CCAUAACCAGAGAUAGAGAGGAAGGAGUGAGUGUGUGAGUGAGUGAGUAAGAAAGAACGAGGAAAAGAGGGAGAGUGCGUGUGUACGGAGAGGGAGAGAGGGAAAAAGAGACACAAGUUUAGGACUCAGAGAAUCUCAGCGGCUUUUUUUUUAGUGUGGGAGGAAAGAUAGUCCAAACAGUGAAUCGACCGGUUGAGCCGCGGGAAGAGAAGACGCCCCCUCCUCCUUAUACUGUGCUUUUGGAGCGGUCAGAAUUAAAGAGGGACGCGGCGUUUUUGACUCACGCUGAUCUGAUGGUCAUGACGGCAGCUGUCGAUAUGAAACCGACGUUAACCAUCAUAAAGGCUGAAAAAAUGGACGAUCCGGAGUGUGGAGAUGUGCCACUGCUAACUCCAGGAAGUAAAGAGAUGAUGUCCCAGGCUCUGAAGGCGACUUUCAGCGGCUUCACGAAGGAACAGCAGCAACUGGGUAUUCCCAAAGAUCCCAGGCAGUGGACAGAAAACCACGUGGCUGCAUGGCUAGCGUGGACAGUGAAUGAGUUCAGCCUGAAGAACGUUGACUUUGACAAAUUCGGCAUGAACGGAGCCAGCCUGUGCGCCAUGGGGAAGGAGCGCUUCUUGGACUUAGCGCCCGACUUUGUCGGUGACAUCCUUUGGGAACAUUUAGAAAUGCUUCAGAAAGAGGAUACAAAGCAUUACCCCAACAAUGGACUGACCUCCAACUUCCAGGAAUCCCGCUAUACCUCAGACUAUUUUGUCAGCUAUGGUGUUGAGCAUGCUCAGUGUGUCCCUCCUUCUGAAUACUCAGAGCCCGGCUUCAUCACGGAGUCCUACCAGACACUUCAUCCCAUCAGCUCGGAGGAAUUGUUGACGCUCAAGUAUGAGAGUGAAUACCCUGCAGUCAUCCUGCGAGACACGGCCCUAAACUCCAUGCAGGGCGACUAUUUUACUGUGAAGCAGGAGGUGGUGUCCCCUGACAACAUGUGUGUGGGACGCCUCAGCAGAGGUAAGCUCGGAGGCCAGGACUCCUUUGAGAGCAUCGAGAGCUUUGAGAGCUGCGACCGACUGACCCAGUCAUGGAGCAGCCAGUCAUCGUUCAACAGCCUGCAGCGGGUACCGUCUUACGACAGCUUUGACUCGGAAGACUACCCCACCGCCUUGCACGGCCACAAGCCUAAGGGCACCUUCAAAGACUAUGUGAGGGAGCGCUCAGACCUCAGCAAGGAUAAACCCGUCAUCCCAGCAGCGGCACUGGCAGGAUACACAGGCAGCGGCCCCAUCCAGCUGUGGCAGUUUCUUCUGGAGCUGCUGACCGACAAGUCUUGCCAGUCCUUCAUCAGCUGGACAGGCGACGGCUGGGAGUUCAAGCUUUCUGACCCAGAUGAGGUUGCCCGGAGGUGGGGCAAAAGAAAAAACAAGCCCAAGAUGAAUUAUGAGAAGCUGAGCCGCGGUCUACGUUACUACUAUGACAAGAACAUCAUCCACAAGACAUCUGGGAAACGCUACGUCUACCGCUUUGUCUGUGACUUAAAAAGCCUGCUGGGGUACACUCCUGAGGAGCUGCACGCAAUGUUGGACGUAAAGCCCGACACGGACGAGUGAAUGCGGAGGCGAGAAAGGAAGUGAAGACAAAAAGUUAAGGAGCCACACAGACUUGAGGCUCACAAAGUGGUCUUAACUGUUUGAUAGAGUCGGUAAACCAUUUUUUGGGGGGACCAAAAUGUUUUUAAUGACUAACUGUGGUCUUUGUCACCUUUGAGCUCCUGUCUCUCAGACCAUAUUUUAAAAAGAAGGCAGCAGCCAAAACACCUGUAUUCAAACCCCGUUGCAUUUGUGUGCGCGUGCAUGUGUGAGUGAGUGUGCGAUAUGUGUGAUAUAUGCCGGUAUUAUUUAGCAGCCUGAGGCAGACGAAGCGCUGCCGGGUAGAGUUCAGGUUCUGUUCUGUCUAAGUAGCAAAGUGGGGAAAGCCGGGGUAACCAAGACACAACGUGUGAGACAGAGAGAGAGAGAGAGAGAAAUAUAAAGGAUUCACGUCACUGUUGGGUUAAACAGAAAGCAGGCGGAAAGUUCCCGCUCAGAAAGCGGUUGCCAAAAUAUAAAAACUGAAUCGAGGAAGGUGUAACAUCUUACAUCUCUCUUUGUCUGGGACAGAGUUUUCAGCUAGGACCAAAAACGUGUAAUUUAUAAUUUGUGCCAGUAUUAAGACCCAGUGUAAACCUACUUGGUGGAUAUUAGAAGUAGUAUUUUUGUCAUGUUGUCAGUGAAGGUAUUACAGGAAAACGAAACAUUGGAUGCCAAGUUUGACUGUUCUGUUCUCAAGGGGCCUUUAAGAGAAAUGUGCUGAUUAGUUAUCAGACAACACUAUAGACACUGGCCCUGUGCUUUGUAGUGUGUGAGGACCUGAUGAGAUUACUCAUACGCAAAGUGUCUGAAAGGCGUCUGAAAGUAGCCGUUGCUUUUGAAACUGAUGCUUUCACCUUUAUGAACACGUUUGCCACCUUGUCAGAGACACAUAUUGUGACUGAAACUUAUGCAUUUUUGCAUAUACCACCAGUAUUAGCAAACUGUAGACAAUCUAUGUGGGGAAAUUCAGGAGUCUUCGGGUGAGACGAGACCUUUUGAUGUGCAGAUUAGAUGCACCAAUUUGUCAGUGCACUGUCCAUAUUAGCGUUGCUUUAAAAGUGUUUGAGUAGACCUGUUAGUUAAUUACCCAAGAGAGUGACUUCGUAAAAUCCGAAGAAUGUUGGGUUUGUUUUGUUUUGUUUUACAUAUUGGCCACUAGGAAGCAGCUGCAGUGUAGUGUUGAGUGUUGGUACCGUGUAGGAAAGAGAAAAUGUUCAGGCAAUAGUAAAUGUUGACUAUAGAGAAUCGGACUCUGUAUGAGGUGGACGAAGGUGACUGAAAGGAAUCUGUGGGCAGUGCAGGUGACGAUCCCUUGUGAAGUAUGACAGAAGUGAUGCAACUCGGCUUGCUCGGGACAUAUAGGACUAGUGGCAAACGUACGGUAUGUAGUUCAACAUCGAGUUUGUGUGCUACUCAUCUGUGAACAAAAUAAUAUUCGGUUCAGAAUGAGUAACUCGUGUGUGAUUCCACCUAUAUUUGCUCAGAAUACAUAACAAGUCACUGGUUACAUUUAAGCAAAUUGGCAGCGGUUUCCUCCCAACAGUGGGAACAGUGGCUGUACACUGGCCUUAUGGGAAAUGCCAAAGUUGAAUAUUAUCAUAGAAUACAAUGUUAUUGUUUACAGUGGCUGAAUGUUACCCAUAUGGAUGAAAAUAGCUUUUGAGAUGUCUAUUUGUACAGAUUGUAUUUCAUAAUGCUUUAUUGAGACCCGGAUUACACAAAUAAGCAAAAGACAAAGCAGGAAUAAUAACCAAAACCCAAUGUGAGGUCUUUGGCCACGGUGCUUCGGGUAUCGUCCACAAUGUUAGAAGACAGGGACCAGAAAGCUCUCACGUAUUUGGAAAGUGUUGUCUUUUAUCUUUUGUUUAACAUGUUGGAAAGCAAGCACACAGCUUUAGGACAAAGAGAAACGCCUUUGCUGAUCUGGUUUUCCCACUGAGUGCAGAAAAGAGAUGCUGUAUAUGUUCAUGAUGUCUAACUGACAACAAGCCUUUCUGUUGUUACUGAGCACAGGCCUAUCUAACAUCGAGCUGCACUGUACGUUCAUUGACGCCAAUGUUCCAAAACACUGUGUUUUUUUUUUUCCUCUAAAGUUUCUCAUUUAUUUUUCCUGUUGUCACUGUUUUAUGUUAAAAUGAGCUUUACAGAUUUUUUUUUUUUUUUUUUUUGUCAUACUUGGAAUGAAACAUUCUCUCCAUACCCUGCCCCCCUUCCCGCCUCCACACCCCAAACACGAAGUCAUAAUGUUACUAUGGUUAGCUUCAUAUGAUUAAUGUGCUUGAAGAAAACAUUCAAAUAGUAAAAAAAAAUAAAAAUAAAAAUAAAAAAAAAUGAUAUUUUGAAAAUCAUUUUAUCAGGAAGAUAUACUGUUAUUAAAUGUCAGACUACAAUCUACUGCAGGUCUUAUGUGUUGAUGAAUCUUAGUCAGGCAAGUGUAUACAUACCAAUAUUUUGUGGCAUAUGCAUAUCUCAGAAUGGAUUCAGAAGGAAAACCUUAUUGUUUUUUGGAUGUUGUUGUUGUUGUCAUUUUUUGUAUAUUUUAUAGUGUCUCUGUAUUUUUGUUAUGAGAUCAUUUUUAUUGUAUUUAGUUCACAAACAUUUGAAUAUUUUUCAAUAAUUUAUAUUUUAUAAAAGACAAGAGACGCAGACAGCUGGUGCUUUCAUGGGAAUUUAAAGGUAGCGCAGGACAAAAUAAUGUAGCGAUUUUUUUUGUUUGUUUGAUUUGUUUUUCUUUCUUUUUUCAUUCUUUGUUUCUUUUCUUUUCUUUCCUUUUUUUUUUUUUUUUUUUACAUAGAAAAUAGACCUGUCUGCUAGAGGAAAAAAAGGCUGAUGCUGGCCCAUCAAUGAUUUCUGCUGGAAAGGUUUUAUAAACUGUAGCUUCUAUUUCUAAAAUGUACUUAAUGUACUUCAAAAUGUUAUAAAAUAUAUGUGAAGAAAGAUUUUA